Molecule: messenger RNA, 1478 nt
Organism: Vigna unguiculata (cowpea)
Lineage: Eukaryota; Viridiplantae; Streptophyta; Magnoliopsida; Fabales; Fabaceae
Biological process (GO): vesicle-mediated transport
Cellular component (GO): membrane; Golgi apparatus
Molecular function (GO): small GTPase binding
Source: RefSeq, a predicted model, not a curated record
CGAAUUGAAGUUGAGGGUGGGGUCCAAUCCUGUGUAUGAAAGAGCACGCUAGUUUGUUUAGAGUCCUCCCCCUGCAACACGUUCCUUCCAAACGACGACAGGAAAAACAACUUUCGUCGUUCUGCUAUCUAGGGCUCUAUUCCGAUUCCGACUCCGAACCCCCUCAAUACUUCUCUGAACUAAUUAGGUCGUCUUCACUCGCGCUUUUUCUCUGCAUUGUAUCGAUUUCCAUGGAGGAGUCUUCCUACACCGGUCUUCCCACUAGCCACUUGCUCGGUUCAGUUCCUGCUGUCAUUACUGAAGAAAAUAAUACCACGAAACAUGUGGCCACUGAUGCGAGUAUGCAAAUAUUCCCUCCAAACAAUGGAGUAGACCGAGGAACUGGAUAUCAAACUGUUGGCGGCCGUACUGAAGCUUUUGAACAACAGCCAGCAAACAACUGGAGGGGAGUCUUUAGCAUCUCAUCGUAUUCACAGUAUUUUGAUGUAGACACGGAUAUCGUCGUAAUCAGAUUGAUAAGUUCUCUGAAUCCAGUUGCGGGAGACUUCUUCAGCAAGAUAGAUGCUAACCCUGAUUUAUAUGGGCUUAUAUGGAUCUCAACAACACUGGUGUUUGUGCUUGCCGCACUUGGAAAUCUAGCUACGUACCUUAUGCAAAAGCAUGCUGAUAACAGUACGUCGUGGAGCUUUGAUGUCAGCUAUAUGAACGUGGCUGCAUGCUCAAUCUAUGGUUAUGCAAUUGUGGUCCCAUUGGCAUACUACUUCUUCCUUCAGUAUAUGGGUUCAAAUGCCAGCCUUAUAAGAUUUUGGUGCAUGUGGGGGUAUUCUCUCACCAUUUUCAUCAUGUCUUCGUUCCUGUUGUUAAUUCCUGUUGAGUUUCUUCGUUGGGUUAUAAUACUCCUUACGGGUGUUGCCUCAGCAAGCUUUGUUGCUCUAAACCUGAGGUCUUACAUAGAAGGCAAUGAGCUUUCAGUUGCGAUUAUUGCAGCAUUUUUGUUGCAAAUAGCUUUGGCAAUCUUCAUCAAGGUUUGGUUCUUUCCGUAGCUAAAAUGCUCUGCAGCAGUGGAGAUCAAACACUGCCAUUAUGAACUGCAUUAGCUAACUUUGUUCAAGACGAGAGUGGAAUUUUCUGAAGCAGAAUUGGUUUGUGUAUUUUGGAUUUACUAGAAUGGAAUGUUAAAGAAUUGCAGAGGAAUUAGUGCGAAUUUCAGUAUCAGCACGGUCAGAGUUUCUGUAUCGUUUUGGCUUAAUGUGGAAGACUCAAUACCCGGGAAGGGGAUGAUGAACGAUCAUGAUUUGUAGUAUCUGUGUAUCUUUGAGCUUUUUGCAUGUUUCUGUAAAUAUACUGGGACAAGUAAAUCCUCUUUUAAUUGAUUUUUUUAAGUAACUGUUUAAUGUGGAGCCUAGGCAAUUUCUUGUAUGGAAUCAAAAUUUUGUCAUGCCAUCAUCCUUUUGAAAGUGACAAUGUAUCUCGGAUCA